Messenger RNA from Ectocarpus siliculosus, 522 nucleotides. NCBI's taxonomy places the organism in Eukaryota, Phaeophyceae, Ectocarpales, Ectocarpaceae. The record is from the annotation of a GenBank genome assembly.
AUGGGAAUUCGGACGGAGGCGAUCACGCAUCUUGCGAAGACUCGGGAGAUGGGCGACCACGGGAGAGCUGCUCAGCACUUGCGGCAGGUCGUGGAGUCGCUCAAGAGAACAGCGCAGGUUGGCGACGUAGGGCGUAGCACGCUGGAGGAAAAAACCUCCCUCAAGCAGUGCCCACCAACAAUAUUGUUUUACCUGAUACGCUUCGAGCACGUGAGGUCCGGCGGUACGUUCGUCGAGAGAAAACUCUCUCACCAUGUCGACGUUCCCAAAUCGAUCGACAUAGCGCCCUACACCCGCCCGCCUGCCAGCAGCGCCGGAGACCCACAGUCGGAGCGGUACGACCUCACCGGUGUCGUUCACCACGAGGGCGAAACGACGAAGACCGGACACUACACUGCCUUCGUCCACCUAGCUGGAGAGGAGUGGCGUCGAUACGACGACAGCAAAGUCACCAAAGUCGGUUACGAAGACGUGUUGACCGAGAAUGCCUUGAUUCUCACCUACACUCGCCGAUCAGGCUAG